CUCCGCGAGACCAGCCGAUGGAUCCACCACCAGCGACUCAAGGGCCGCGCGGUCGUGAUCAACUGCGCGCAGGGCAAGUCCCGAUCGGGCACGCUCGCUGCGGCCUACCUCAUGUUCCGCGACGACGUCGACGACGGCGAGGCCCUGCGACGGAUACGCACAGCGCGUCCGUUCGUGUCUCCGAACCGCGGCUUCCUCGAGCAGCUCGCGACGCACGGGCCCGAGCUGCGCUUCGCCGGGCGCGAGGAGAAGCUACCGUGA
Messenger RNA from Aureococcus anophagefferens, 261 nucleotides. RefSeq lists its product as hypothetical. Gene Ontology annotation, biological process: dephosphorylation. The annotation marks the transcript as partial. The record is from RefSeq and is a predicted model, not a curated record. The transcript has a single exon. Gene Ontology annotation, molecular function: protein tyrosine/serine/threonine phosphatase activity. NCBI's taxonomy places the organism in Eukaryota, Pelagophyceae, Pelagomonadales, Pelagomonadaceae. Gene Ontology annotation, cellular component: cytosol.